AGUCCGUCAAGGCAGCAGACGGCUUCAUAACACCUCAGGUGAACUCGAGAGCAGCAGCAGAUUGGAGCUACAGUCAAAGGAGAGGAGCCAUGGCUGCACUAUUUAAAGCAAGAAGAGGUGGGUUUACCUAAACUAUUUUGACUUUUAUAGAGAACAUUAGUUUCUUUUAGACUUCGGGGUUAGUUUGAGUUAGAUUAGUUGCACGUGCACAAGCUGGACCAUCUGUAUAGUACAGUAAACCUUGUUAGCUUAGCCUGCUAUACGUAACCAGUCAUAACUUACCUCCUAUAUGUAGUUUUAUCGAUUAAUAUGACGAAUGUAAAUAAAGCAGCUAAAGCCGAAAUGUUGUCAGCUUUACAGGGUGCGAGAAAAACCCGCAGAGGUCAGGUUAUACAUAACUGAGUUUAAUGGUUAACUUGUUUUUGAUAGUUAGCUCCUUAGCUAGAAGGGUAAGGUUACAAGUUAGCCGGUUAGCUGUAAACAAUAUAAAUAUAACUGAUCGGUUUUAAACGAAGACAGGGGAAUUACUGUUUAGGUAGAAAGUUUAAGACGAAUCUCUGUUAAUCUGAGGAUUUUUUAAAGCUGUGGAAGUGACACAAAGGUGACUGAUAGUGAGGUUAACCUUUCACCCAAAUCAUCUAGCGUUAGCCACUGAGCUAAUGAUGCCUUCAAGGACUCCUGUAAACUACAGAUACAGCCGCUGAAUAAAAAGAACUGUUUGUACAGUGACAGUAUACAGGAGAAAUAAAGGAUAUGAGUGAGUAAAAGUUCUGAUACCUCCAAUAUUAGAUGUCUGCAGAGCCGGAGAGCCCAGCAGAUCCAAAACCAUUACAUGCCCACAACCCUCUUUGCGCCCCUGUUGGACAGAGUAGGUCAUUGCAUGACAGAUCCCAUUUUGUGCCCAGAAAUGUAAUUUAAUAAACAAGUUAAUUAGUAAAUAAGUGACCACGGUCAAAUAUUAUUAUCGAAUCAAAAUAAAAAGUCAUUGAAAUUUGUAAAUAUAGUGUUCAGUUCUUGAGACUCGGCCCACUUCCUUUCAAAGGUUUUCAAAUUUAUUUUAAAAAUAAAUACUCGAUCAUGACAUCGCUCCAUUCAAGACGAUAACUUUGGAGAAAGAAGCAGCAAGAAGGAUCUGUCAUGCAAUGACCUACUCUGUCCAGCAGGGGCACAAAGAGGGUUGUGGAUCUGCUGGGCUCCCCAGCUCUGCAGACACCCCCCACUCGAUACCUGAGAGGAAAACAUAAUUGGCUCAACUGAUGGUCAAAAUAUAUAGAAAAAUUAGUGUCAUACCCUUUAGCUGUUUUUUUACUCAUGGCUAGUAUAUCUAAUUUUAAAUGUAAUGAUCCUAAAAACAAGGUUCACCACUUUUAUUAAUUUUCAUUUUUUCACUAAGAUGAAGAAUAGAAAGUGUGAACAGAAAACCAAUUCAGUUUUAUUUAUCGUGUCUUUCAUACAUAGUACCAUGCCAAAGUGCUUCACUAAGAAACAGAAAAUAACAACAAUGAGAAAAUAAAAGCAAAAAUGGUUGAUUGUGAAGAUUAGGGGGAAAUGGCACCAAAAAUAAGUAAAAUAAAACAAACCCAGUAAAAUAUAUAGGAGUAGAAAACAAAAAACAAAUCGGUGAAAGUCUGAAAAGACUGAAUAUGUUACAUUAAAAUGUUGGGAUAUCAGAUUUAAGCCUCAUGGUUAACAUGACGAAAAAAUGUCAUGACAAUGACAUUAUCACAAUGUCCACAGAAAAGUUUAAAUUUAAAACAACAUAAUCAGCAAUAAAACUGAGAAAAGAAAAAAAAAAAAGGAUGUAGCAAAAAUACAUGUUUAAGAUAUUAUUUAUAGGUGGAUACUCCUGUAGUGAAAUUAAAAGAGCCUGAGAAUACUUCCUUGAGAAACACCGUACUUAAGAUUACAGAUCUCUGACACACAAGAUGGUAAAAACUGUGUGUUAAAAAGAUAAGAAUGGCCCGAGAUAAAGCUCAAUCAGAGGGACCAACACUCAGAAUAAUGUCAAACAGCUUUGUGCGUCUUAUGCAACAAAACCACCGGAUUCAUCCGACACCAUCAGGAAUUUGAGUCGUUCCCUUUCCUGUGAGAUAACUCUGAGGAAAACAGUCGGAAGUUACGUAUGAGAAGCUGAAAAAAGAUUGUAUUCACUGUUUUCUUAUUUUGAGGCCUCUGCAGCAUUAAAUCACAGUUUAAAAAUAGUUACAUGUGAUUAUUUUGGUGAUAAAUAAACACAUAAACAUAAAAAAACUGGAGCCUGAAAUGACUCAUUAUGACACACUAAUAUGUGGUUAAGUUACUCACCUCUUCACGAUCACCUCACUGAUAAUAUAUCUGUAUCAGCUGCAGCAUUAUCGCUGCACUCACCAUUAUCUGACCUGACCUGACCUCAUCAUAACAGAAGGAAAGUGCAGAUAAGAGUUUCUGCAGUUUUACAUCAGCGGCUCUGAAACUUCAACAUCUCUCUCUCUCCCUCAGCUCUGGGUUUGUGUCUCGGCGGGUGUCGGAGUUUCACUCAGCUGGCAGAGUUACCGGACACUCAUCAGCUCCUCAGACAGACCUGCAGAGACUUUGCCGACAAAGAACUGACCCCCAUCGCUUCCAAACUAGACCGAGAGCAUUUAUUCCCCACCAAACAGGUACAGACUCCCUCAAAGACAUGAAAAAUAAAGCUGCAGGAGCAGAGGAAGAGGUUGUGAUUAAUCUAGCCAAAUUCAGAACCAAAGAGGAAAUCAAUCUGCUCUGUGUUGUCACUGUUGUCCUGCAGGUUCAGGAGUUAGGGGCCAUGGGGGUGAUGGCCAUGGAGGUCCCAGAGGAGCUGGGUGGAGCUGGGAUGGACUAUCUGGCGUACAGUCUGGCGAUGGAGGAGAUCAGCAGAGGCUGUGCCAGCACUGGAUGUGUGGUGUCAGUAAAUAAUGUGAGUCAUGACGGAAACAUAUAUAUGUUUUUUUGUGUGUGUUUGUGCGUAGCAGGUGUGACAUUCUGCUAGUGUUAAUGCGAGUGUGUGUGUGUGUGUGUGUGUGUGUGUGUGUGUGUGUGUGUGUGUGUGUGUGUUUUCUGGUCUCAGUCGCUCUACAUCGGCCCCAUCCUGAAGAACGGCACAGAGGAACAGAUGAAGGAGUGGAUCACUCCGUUUACAACCGGGGAGAAGGUGGGCUGCUUCGCCCUCAGUGAGCCAGGUAAACCGUGGCAUGCACGCACAUGCACACACACACACACACACACACACACACACACACACACACACACACUCCUUUUCUCCUAAAAGCGGCGUGCACUUCUAGUCAAUUGUAAGCCUUUCAGACGCCAAAAAAGACUCAUGAAUGCCACUGUUUUCAGCUUCUAACUUCCAUCGCAUCCGGAACGGCUACGAAAAGGCUGUAUCUGCCGAUCAUUCCUCUGCGGAUCGCCGGACUCCGCAGCUGAUCGCAAGAGUUCUAUUUUUUACUGGACACUGCAGCAUGCCCCAUAAAUUCAGCACAGAUUAACCUGUGCUGGACACAAAAUAAAACAUCCGGCUUCUUUUCAAAAUAAAACACUCCAUGUUUCAGGCUGAUCAUGUUUCACAACAUGAAAAUGGACGGAGACGAACAAGUGAAAGGUUUUAGAUAUCAUUUCACCCCAAUGACACCAUGGAUGAGGAGAUGCUGAUUCUAGAAUUCUAGAAGUAGAUUUCCUCCUCUGGAAGGACACAAUCUACUGCUUAUAUGUUUAUGUGGCGGGUGUUUGUGAGUUCUCACGAUUCCUGCUGUCCUGCCGCUUUACCAACGGAUAUGGUAAGAAUUGGCGCACAGCAAAAAAUCGCAGCUGUUCCGGAUCAGAGCUGUUCUGGAUGUGGUGACAAUUGGGGGUAAGACGUUGCUGCUCAAUGAUAGUGAAUUUAACCUCCAGGUAAUGGCAGCGAUGCGGGCGCAGCCUCCACAACAGCCCGUCAGGAGGGAGAUGAGUGGGUCCUGAACGGAACCAAAGCCUGGAUCACCAACAGCUGGGACGCCUCAGCAACCGUCGUGUUUGCCACCACAGACAAGAAGCUCAAACACAAGGUGAGAGACAGAGAGUGAUAAAGUCUAUAUGAAAUCUGAUGCAUUAUUAUUAUUAUUACUGUUUGUUCAGAGAGAGGUCGCUAACAUGAGUGAAUCCUGUCCCUGCAGGGUAUCAGUGCCUUCCUCGUCCCCAUGCCUCACCCGGGACUCUCUCUGGGGAAGAAGGAGGACAAACUGGGCAUUAGAGCAACAUCCACGGCUAACAUCAUCCUGGAGGACUGCAGGAUACCGCUGGGAAACAUGCUGGGCCCUCGAGGUGCAGGAUUCAAGAUCGCCAUGGUACUUAACGGAAAUCCUCUUCUAACGAAACUUCUGUUCAGCAGAAAUAAGACCUCUGAGAACUGCUCUGCUGCUUUUAUGGUUACAUUUUUUAUUUUUCUGUCUCUCUCAGCAAACACUGGACAGCGGGAGGAUCGGGAUUGCCGCUCAGGCUCUCGGUAUCGCUCAGGCCUCUCUGGACUGUGCUGCAGACUACGCACUCAAACGCACCGCCUUCGGAGCGCCCAUAGGGAAGAUGCAGGCCGUACAGGUAAGAUCACACCUGGUCUGUGAUACAGAAGAUUGGAUUGUUUGGUUUUCACCCUCAUGGACUCAGUUUUAUAAUCAGUGUUUCAGUGUCAAAAGCAGCGACUGAUGGACAAAAACUUUGGUUAUUAUGAGUUUCUUUUCUUCUGAAGUGUCAGAAAACACGAAAAAAGGCCAAAUUUUAAAGACUUAAUUAAGCUGUAGGUGACAAAUCCUUGAGUUUUAAGCAAUCUUUAACAACGACAUUAUGAUGCCUUUAGAGCUCUUGUACAGGUUAGAAUUAAACUUACUGGUCUAAAAUCAACCAAGUGCUAUAAUUUGGGAGCCAGCUGUGGCUUUUUAAAAUGUUUUUAUGUUUACGCUUGUUAACACUUUGUUGUAUUUUCUUUUACUCUUUUUUAAGUUCAAACUGGCUGACAUGAACAUGGCGGUAGAGAGCGCUCGUCUGCUCACCUGGAAGGCUGCUCUUCUUCGAGACUCAAAGAAACCCUUCAUUAAGGUACACAAUCCUUUCUAACACCAGGAUCUGUUUAGAAAGAUUUGGCUUUUCUUGGUGACUGGUGAUGAGUAAAAGUUGGAAAUCAUCGUAACAACCAUGAAUUAACCAGUCCAUUAUAGGUUUACUAAUAACAAAAAUAAUACAACAAUAAUAAUAUUUUUUAUUUAUAAGUGCCUUUCUAUACACUCAAGGUCACUAGAAAGAACAGCGGCAUAAAAACAACAAGAUAAGGGCAAUAGAGUUAAAGAAUAAAAUAGGAAUAAUAAAAAAUAAAGUAAAUAAAAAAAAGAUAAAUAAUAAAUUAAUAAAUUAUUAAAUAAAAAAAGGAUUAAAAAUAAAUAAAUAAAAUAAAAAUUACAAAUAAUUAAAAUAAUAACUAAAUAAAAAUUAGUAAGAAUAAAUAUGUUUUAAAUUAAUAGAAAUAAAAGUUUUUUUUCCAGAAUUUUUUUCCUAGAUUUCCUAGACACCAAAAUAAUCAACUUCUUUCUGUUCCCCACUGCAGGAAGCCGCCAUGGCCAAGCUUGCGGCGUCUGAAGCCGCCACAUUCUGCGCCCAUCAGGUAAGAAAACAAGCAACACAUCAAAUUUAAAGUUACGAUGAAAACAAGCUUUGUGUUUGAGCACCACAUCAAAUAAAUAAAAAGCAACAAAAAGACAGUAAACUCAGUGGGAACAACUUUUAAACUUUUUCUGUUUGCACUUUAACAAUCAGGCGAUCCAGGUUCUGGGUGGGAUGGGUUACGUGUCGGACAUGCCGGCUGAGAGGCACUACCGCGACGCUCGCAUCACGGAGAUCUAUGAGGGCACCAGUGAGAUCCAGAGACUGGUUAUCGCUGGUCAGAUACUGAAGGAGUACCAACCAUAGACAUGCUGCUUUCAGUGCCUACGGUACAAUACAGACAAAUCAUCACAGAUGUUGAUUCAGAUGAGCCAACAGUAGGAAACGUGAAGACAAAGAGGAGUCUGAGUGAUCUGGAGCAGCAGCAGAACUUUGUCAGACCUUCAGUUCAGAGACGAAAAACAGGACUACAUUUGACUUUCUGAUGGUUUUACCUCAUCCGCUCCGUUAUCUGGUUUCUUAGUGGGAAUCGAGAGACUGUAAACUAAGCUAGUGCUUUUUUUUUUCCCUAAUCCCACACUGUGCCCCCCGACAGGAGCCUCGUUUGUAGUUGCCUUUUUUUUCCCUCUUCCAGGGCGCCGAAAGUUCUCCUGUUCCCGUCCUCCCCUGUAUUUGUCUGUCUUUUUUAUGUUUCUUGGAUGGGUUGAACUGAAAUGGAUUAAAUUGCCCUUUAGGGUAUAAUAAAGUUGUCAGAAAUCUAAAAACAUCACGCUGAUUAAAGACCCACUCCGUUGAAAAUCAUGUUGUUCUUGUUGUCUACAUGUUCAUAUGUUCAUUUUUCUGACGCUUCAGGACAUAUCAUGAGAAAACUAAGUGCAAAAUUGCAUUUCUGUGUAUUUUUGUGCGUCUCCGCCCAUGACUCAGAGGCAAAUUGCUAAUGAGCUACUGGAGCUCUGCAGAAGAAAAGCUCUUGUAAAUGACACAGGUAACUUGAUUUUGACUAAAAACGUCAUAAUCACAAUUUAAAGACUACUGAGAACCCCUAAAGUUAUAAAAAAGUACAAUCGGAGUGGGACUUUAAUGCUGCUGUUAGAGGAUAUCAGUGCUCAGGUUGUUUAAAGGGCCAGUUCUCAUUUUUAGUGUCGACUAAAUUAUCGAUUAUUGUUUUAUGAAUCACUCUACAGGUGAACUUCUCUGUGCUUUAAAAACACUUUCACAUCACAGUGUGCCAUCUUUGUUGACUUUCUGUGCUUUACUGAAUUUAAUUAAAUUAAUAAGUCAUGGAAUAUGAAUGUAAAAAAAAUCAACUGUAUUUAAGUUUCACUUUGUUCCAGUCUGUUAAUUUUCAACACUCACAGAUAAAAUAUCUAAAAUAUUUGUCUGGGUGAGAUUUAUUCCUGUAGUAACCUGAAAACACAAGAGAGAAUUGAGUCAGCUUCUUGGUUCCACCAAAGAGCUUAGGUUUGUUUUUUGGCCAAGGCUAAAUUUGUCUUUAGAGAAAGUACAUAAAUACUAUACCUACGCCUGUCAAUCUAGACAAGUUCAAGUAAAAAGUUCUUUAUUUAAAAAAGAAAUUUCAUCUUUAGACAACUUUUGUCCUACUGGGGAUUUAUUCAACCUUUUCCCAGAAUUUUAUAUGACCAUUAGUCUCAAUGUGUGGAGUGAUUCUAACUUCAUAUUUUAAUUCACUUUGCAGAGCUGUGAUCAAACAGGCAAAAUAAACCUUUAAUUGCUUGCACUGCGUAGAAAAAGCUGCGAAUGAAAGCAAAUAUUUGUUCUUGUUAAGUUUGCAGAAAAGAGUUGUCAGAUUUAUUCUUGAAAUGUUUUGAGGGUUCUUAAGUUUGCCAAUUUAAAUACAGUAUGUGUAGAUUUGAGUUAUGAGGAUUUAUACUGAACACAAUAAUAAUUAGCAUGUCCAGUAUAUUAGAAGUAUCGAAUUAUUUGUGUGAAACAAAAAAGUUCUGUUUAUAAUUUAAAAGAAUUUUAAUGUUGAUUAAAAAAGUGUUUGUUUUUUUUCAUUUUUUUCUGUCCUUUUUUGAACAUUUUAACUGGACACUGAAUUUCAUUUCAAUUCAAUUUAAAUAAGCCUUUUAUUUUCAUAUAAGAAAAUAUAAUUGAAACAAACUGAGCAGGUAAAAUCUGAAUUGUGCAGAGGAGACAUUGAGUUGACUGCCUGUUUUAUAGGCUGUGUAUUUUAAUGAUUUUAAGGUAAACUUCAGUAACUAAUGCUGUAAAGAUUUUGCAAUGUACAGUGUUUUCUACGAAAAAUACUUAAGUAAAAAAUUUUUGGAAUAUUCUGUAAAACCUCUCACAGGAUCUUCAUAUCAGUGUUUGAAGUAAAUCUGAAAUAUCUUAAUAUCUUAAAUAUUCUAAACGGAGGAGCUUUAAAACCUUUUAACCUGUUGUGCAACUUAAACAUUUUGACUUGAGGCAAAAAACCAAAGCAAAUGAGAAAAGCUUUUCAUUCAACUUAAACAAAACUUCAUUCUUAACUGAGAGUCAAGCUAACAGUUUUACCAAACACAAUCACAGUAUUUAAAUAUCAGAGUUACCAUUAGGAAUAUAAAUAUGUUAGUUUUAUGUGUAAUACAAAUGCAGAAAAACAUGAAGUAGAAACAGGAAUAAAGGAUGACAGUAAAAUGUACAAAGAUGACGUUCAAGCUGGUUAAUUUUUUAGUUUUAAAAAGUAACACAGCCUUAUGUUCAGACUCAGUGAGUUUGGUGGAGGUAGAGAUGAAAAACCAUCUGGGGAAAAAUCCUGAAAAAACCCAGAGGACAAAAAGCUCUACGUUUCCUAUGAGUGGUCUAGGAAAGCAUGUGGUCGCAGUUUCAGCCUCCAUUUAACAGAGCUGUGGGGGUAAAAACAUCAAACUCUUAUUGUCUGUUACAAGGAUUUAAGAAAGCUGCAGCUGAUAUGUGCUCCUUAAAGACAAAGGCACACUCACCACGGCCUGAACAAGGUUGAAGGUCUACAGGCUCACAGUGAGGCAGGAAGUAGUCCUUAAAACGAACAAACAAAAAAAGGACAAAUGUAGUCUUCACACCGGCACAGAUUUUAACCUAUAAGUGAAUCAGUAUCUCUGUUCUAGGUACCAGUUUCUCAGGAAUGGUGUCCACAGCAUCUGGUAGAGUCCAGUGGUGUCGAGGGGCAAGUUUCUGUGCUGGUGCAGGCUUCAGUUAAACAUCAGUGGGUCCAGAAUGAGGCAAGGUUAGGAAAUCUGGAUCAAACUGCUGAACCAGGUUUCUUGUAGGCAGUGAGAUCUGGACUCCAUGCUCACCUGUGACCCAGUAUGCAGUGGCUCACGGUCCAGUAGGUGAUGGGGUCUGUCAGGGUCUUCUUGGACAUACACUCUGUAACAACACCCAAUAGUUUUUGGAGAAGCAGAAAGAUGGGUCACUACACUGGAAACAGACCUAAAUUUAAGUGGACCUGAUUCUGAAGAACUCUAAGUUCUAAGAACCAAAAUAAACGAGUUUCAAAAUCAAGUCUCUCUUGGGCGUCUACAAACCCUCAGAAAAACUGGAGUAUUUGGACCGUGGUGAAAACAACCACAAAAACUUUGAAAAGUUUCUCAAAAACGUUCAGAUAAAAUAAGAACAAAUAAGAAAAAUUAAAAGAGAACUUGCAAAAACCUUCAGCAUGACAGUGACUCCUGAAUGUCCCGGUCUGGAUGGAGGAGCAGCUCAUUGAGGUGGGGCAGCAUCAGAUCCUCCCAGAAUCUGGUGGUGGUCAGCAACAUCCAACGCCACAGCUCCACACCUCAGCAGAGUCAUACAUGUGCAGCCAGAGGGAUGCAGCAAAACCCCGUACAGAAUAACAGGACACACAAACCAUGACGAGUACAGGGCAAAAAAAUAUUACAGAGAGACUGGAGGGUCAAAAACAAACAAAACACACACACACACACAAAAACCCAACAGAUCUUAGGGGAUUACAGGAACUGGAGGGUCAAAAUGAAAGAAACAAACCAAAAAAACCCACAAACAAACACACACACAAAAAAAAAAACAGUUCUCAGGUGAUUACAGAGACUGGAGGGUCAAAAAAACAAACGAAAGACCAAAAAACAAACAAAAUUUUAAAUAUAUACAUAAAUAUAUUUUACAGUAACAGUAAUUGUCCCCAUCAUGUUAGUUAGAGACGUUGGUGAGUUGUUGGAACGAUUUGGUAAAACUGACAUUUUUGCAUUUUUUUUGUGCACAAGUUUCAUAAAAAAAAACAAAAAUAACCUUUAAUGUCAUAAAA
This is a messenger RNA of Xyrichtys novacula (pearly razorfish), 9871 nucleotides long. Lineage: Eukaryota; Metazoa; Chordata; Actinopteri; Labriformes; Labridae. The record is from the annotation of a GenBank genome assembly.